Exophiala mesophila is the source of this 759-nucleotide messenger RNA. RefSeq lists its product as uncharacterized. Bases 1 to 759 code for a protein of 252 amino acids. The record is from RefSeq and is a predicted model, not a curated record. The transcript has 2 exons. Gene Ontology annotation, molecular function: protein-N-terminal-alanine acetyltransferase activity; protein N-terminal-serine acetyltransferase activity. Lineage: Eukaryota; Fungi; Ascomycota; Eurotiomycetes; Chaetothyriales; Herpotrichiellaceae.
AUGACAUCUAACUUCAACCUCCCAAUCGACCUCUCGCGUCUACAGAAUGAUCGACUGAAGCUUGUCCCAUUGGAGGACAACCUCGAAGAAUGGGCAAAUGCCUACGUCGAUGAUGCACACCGUCAUCCUCACGUAUAUGACUGGCUGACCUACGGGCCUUUUGCCAACGGAGCCGAGUAUGUCGCGUGGUACAACGGCAGCGUGCGGCAGAAUCCCAGUGAACUCCUCUUGGCCAUUCUGUUGAAAGCAGGGAGCAUUACUCGGAAAGAUAUCAGCACAGGCGAAACCACGACGAUCGAGGUUUCCGAUGACACAUUUGCGGGGAUCGCGGGCAUAGUUAGCCAGCCUGAGCGAGCAACUGUUGAUCUAGGUGGUAUGAUACUCACCGGGUUCCAACGUACUUUUGUCUUUACCCACACGAAUGCUUUGUUGCUUCAUUAUUGUUUGGACGGUGUCAAGGAUGGAGGGCUGGGGUUGAGAAGGGUACAGUGGCAAGCGAAUGCUAGUAAUACCGCGAGUGUCAAUGCUGCUAAGAGGUUGGGGUUUCAAUGGGAAGGUUUGAUUAGAUGGCAGCAGGUUCUGCCGGUGACGAAGAAAGGAAGUGAUGGGGCUGGACUGCACAGAGACGAUUUACCAAGACGAGGAUGGGAUGGUAGAGAAUUGGGUCCAGGGAGACAUACUGCCAUGUUGAGUCUGUGUUGGGAUGAUUGGGUUGGGGGUGGAAGACAGCAUAUUGAUGCCCUCGUUCAGAGACGAUGA